CCAAUUUCUCUUGUUGAGAGCAUACAUUGAAGUUCGCGUUUGAUAUCACAUCUGCUCUCUCUCAUCCUCACCCCUCGAAACUUCACUGCAUACAGUCAAAUUCUCCUUCAACACCCCUUCAUCCUCACAAACGACAAGAUUUAACGUAGUGAGCUACGAAGAACGAGCGCAAUCCGGGCUAAACCCGGGCACUACUUUGCGCGGCGGAGGAAGAGAGACGUCACACGCAGGGACGCGCAGCGGCUCACUCGCAACUCGGCCUCACACGAGUCGAAAAUGCUGCUUUCGAUAAUAACCGAGUGACCUUUGAAUUUCUUGAUUUAUUCGUACAUUCUGCUAUGGAUGUGAUACCUUCAACCUCACGGUGUAAUAGUGCGGUGAAUAAGCAAUUUAGUGCCGUAGAAAUCGAGCUCUACUAUUUGAUCAAAAAGUAUUUAUCGUCCGGUCCCUGCAAGAAAGCGUAUGAGGUGCUGAGGGCCGAAAUUGAAGAAAAUCAGUUGCUACCGAAGAGAUAUGACUGGCUGGGCAACGAACAUAGGAAAUCACUCGAUGAAGUGGAUCGUCAGCUUGGACAUCUUAGUAAUGACCACCUUCUGCGUGUGGUCUCCCGUCUUGGGCCUGCAAUCAAUCAGCUAGUCAAGCUUCCAUACCCUACAGCUACUACGCUAUUAGGGGCUGGUACUCAGUCAUUGCUGCGCACAGAAAAUGACCUGUACAAGAGUUACAAGACCCUGUCAGAUGUAGUAGUUCGCCACCGUGGUUAUCCCCCUCUUGAGCCAGUGCGGUAUCUAGGGCCUCCCUGCCUCACACAGACGAUCUUGGGAAGAGAACUUCAGGGUACCAUCAACCAAAAACAUGUGGUCACAAACAAGUUCUACAGCCGCAUUCAGCUGUACUUCCGCUCAGUCGGACACCUUUCUGCGGUCUACUGUAUGCUCUUUGACCGCACAGGAAAGUAUGUUCACUUUAGAUUUAUGUGAAAUUUAAGAGGGGUG
Molecule: messenger RNA, 995 nt
Organism: Penaeus monodon (black tiger shrimp)
Lineage: Eukaryota; Metazoa; Arthropoda; Malacostraca; Decapoda; Penaeidae
Product: bromodomain and WD repeat-containing protein 3-like
Exons: 6
Coding region: 339-980 (213 amino acids)
Biological process (GO): cytoskeleton organization; regulation of cell shape; regulation of transcription by RNA polymerase II
Cellular component (GO): nucleus
Source: RefSeq, a predicted model, not a curated record